AUGGUGUUGAUAGAUUUCAUGGAGAUGUCAAAGAAUGAUGAUACUACUCAAGAACCAUCAAAGAAUAAGAGAAUCGAUUCAUCUAUUUCUGACACAAAAGAUGAAGAUAAGAAGAAUGUAAAUGUGAAAGAAAGAAAGACUUUUUGUUGCAACUAUUGUAAGAAAGAGUUUUCUAGCUCACAAGCUUUGGGAGGACACCAAAACGCACACAAACAAGAACGGGCUAUGACAAAACGUGUUGAAGGUUUUGAUCCUUAUUACUCCUACUAUUCAAAUUUAUAUAACUCUCAUCAUUCCCUUUAUGGAGGAUCCUUUAAUAGAGCACUUGGGAUUAGGAAAGACUCUAUGAUUCAAAAGCUUCCUUGGACUCCAAGAUAUGAAUAUUCAUUGUUUAAAAGGAAUCAUGGGACGUCAAUAUUUGAUGGGUUCGGAAUUAUGAAGAGUGAUGACAAUGAUAAAACCACUCCACAAACACUCCCUCUUUUUACAAAUGAUGUUAACACUUCAUCAACAGAACUUCGAAAGAAGACAAUGCUUGCAACAGUAGAUAUUGUUGAUCAUUUUGUUCCAGAACAAACUUCCAAUCAAACAUCUUGCAAUCUUGAUUUGUCACUCAAUUUGUAG
Messenger RNA from Vigna angularis (adzuki bean), 624 nucleotides. Its product is annotated as zinc finger protein 7. The transcript has a single exon. The record is from RefSeq and is a predicted model, not a curated record. Gene Ontology annotation, biological process: negative regulation of abscisic acid-activated signaling pathway. Lineage: Eukaryota; Viridiplantae; Streptophyta; Magnoliopsida; Fabales; Fabaceae. Bases 1 to 624 code for a protein of 207 amino acids.